AUGAGCAUGUGCUUAGGAAAGCAAACCAAUAGAAUUCACAAGGUUAAGAGGUUAAAUGGCAUUGAAUCUCUUGACCUCUUCCGUUUGCAUGCUUUUCCUGAAAACCCUGUAACAACUGAUGAUGGAAUGGUGUUAGAGGUAAUAAGAUAUGCUCAUGGGAACCCACCAGUUCUUAAGGUCUUGGGUUGUUUCCUUUGCCGAAGAGAUAAAACAGUAUGGCAAAGUGCACUGAAGAAACUGAAAAGGGAUCAAAAUUUGGAAAUUCAACAAGUGUUGAAAAUCAGUUACGACAGGCUAGAUAAUGGGAGCAAGGAUAUGUUUCUUGACAUUGCUUUCUUAUAUAAUUCGUCUUUUACAAGAGACCAUGCAAAAAGCAUAUUAGGUGACGCUGUGGAAAUGGAAAUUACUCUCCUCAUUGAGAAAUGUUUAAUUGAACAUGAUGAAGGUAACGAACUACGGAUGCAUGAUUUGCUGCCCCAAAUGGGUCAGGAAAUUGUACGUGAUGAAGAUAAAGAACCUGGUAAUCGCAGUAGGUUAUGCGAUGCUAUGGAAGUUUGUAAUGUAUUGGAAAAUUGUACAGGAACCACAGCAGUUGAAGUCAUAUCAUUGAACAUGUUUGAAGUUGAAAAAAAUGUGAUAGUGCAUCCUGGAGCCUUCUCAAACAUGCGCAACCUGCGACUUCUCAGUGUUUAUAAUGGUCAUGAUUAUACUGGCAGAUAUAUGCUGAUCCAAAAGUUCAAACUGUCCAUUCCUCAAGCUCUUCACUUUUAUCUUCCCACUAAGUUAAGGUUUUUACAAUGGGACUCAUACCCUUCGAAAUCGUUGCCACCAAAAUUUAUUCCUGAAAAUCUUGUUGGACUUCUACUUCGUGGCAGCCAUGUUGAAAAGCUUUGGAAUAGUCAUAAAGUUGUGGCUGUACAAGCUUGGUUCAGUUUCGUUCAUCCCUUCAAAAAUCUUGACGAGCUUACUUAUGUAAAUUUGAAUGGCUGCUCCAAACUCAGAUAUGUUGAAGGGAUGUUCAAGAGACCAGAGGAAUUAUCUGAAAGUUGGAUCCAAAAGUUUAAAAGCAAUGUAUGGCCCUACCCAUCUCAGGCUCACAUUUCUCAAAAGUUUGCACCCAAUUUAAGAUGUUUACUUUUACGUGAGACAGCUAUAGAAACAGUUCCCCCAUCAAUUGUGUAUCUGUCGGGUCUUGUUGAAUUAGAUUUGGGGUUUUGCAAAAGACUUAAAAGUCUUCCAACAAGAAUUUGUCAUUUGAAUUCUCUUGAAGAACUAGAUCUAGGAGGUUGUGAGAAACUGAAAACGUUGCCAGAAAUCUUGGACCCUAUGGGACGGUUCAAACGACUUUAUUUAAGUGAGAGUGGGAUUAGAGAGUUGCCAGAGUCGAUUGAAAAUCUAAUUGAAAUCUUUGCCAGAGAUUCCAUUCAAUUUUUAAGAUUUUUGCCAACGAUUUCAUCUCGACGGUUAAGUGUGUGUAAACGUGGCUGCAAAUCAUGGUCUGAUUACUUUACAUUUUACGGUUGUGGAAAAUUGGAUCAGAACACACGCAAAAUGCUUGCUGAUCAGGCACUAUUUCAUAUUCUGUCUCGUCUGAAUGGAUUCUCUGCCGGUGGUUGUCGUUCAGAUUAUUUUUGCUAUCCAGGGGAUGAAAUUCCAGAGUGGUUCGACCAUCAAACUUGUGGGAAUUCAAUCAGUAAUAUUGUGUCUCCUCCAAAUUGGAAUGAUCCCGAAUUCUUGUCUUUCGCUUUCUGCAUUGUUCUUCAUCAGAAUAAACUUGAUUUGCGUUCAUAUUUUGUUAUCAAAUGGAUAUUCAAUUCCCAAAGAUUCCGUUUUGGGUAUGAGUUUCCAUGUCUUUGUGCCGACAAAUUUAAGGAUAGGGAGGUCAGUUCAGAUCACAUGAUCAUGGCGCAUGUAACAAAAUGGGUUUUUCAACAUGAGUAUGAACUAAAUUUGCCAGACGUCUCUUUCCAUGCCUCUUUGUAUCUAAAAGAUUCUAGCGGGAUUAAGAAGUUUGGGGUUCGGUUUAUAUACAGACAAGACUUAGAGAGGUUAUAUGAAAAAGCUGAAAGAAAGAAUAAGACACGCUUCAAUGAAUGUUGUGAAUCAAGUGGAAGUGAAGCUGUUGAUUCUCUUGGGGAAGAAGACGAUUAUAAACGACAUUUUCGGAUAUACAAAAAUACGGGAGGGCUUAUAAGGUAA
Molecule: messenger RNA, 2199 nt
Organism: Ziziphus jujuba (common jujube)
Lineage: Eukaryota; Viridiplantae; Streptophyta; Magnoliopsida; Rosales; Rhamnaceae
Product: disease resistance protein RPS4B-like
Exons: 5
Coding region: 1-2199 (732 amino acids)
Biological process (GO): defense response
Source: RefSeq, a predicted model, not a curated record